Molecule: messenger RNA, 6620 nt
Organism: Myripristis murdjan (pinecone soldierfish)
Lineage: Eukaryota; Metazoa; Chordata; Actinopteri; Holocentriformes; Holocentridae
Gene: sipa1l3
Product: signal-induced proliferation-associated 1 like 3
Exons: 24
Coding region: 463-5787 (1774 amino acids)
Biological process (GO): regulation of small GTPase mediated signal transduction; epithelial cell morphogenesis; establishment of epithelial cell polarity
Cellular component (GO): cytoplasm; plasma membrane; Golgi apparatus
Molecular function (GO): protein binding; GTPase activator activity
Source: RefSeq, a predicted model, not a curated record
CAUUCUUGGCAGCGUCGCGGUCGGUGAACAGGCGAGUCGACCGUCGGGGCAAUGAAUGUUUCCACAAUGUCUUGUGAAUUAUCGUAACGGGAUACGAGCCGGACGAAAACACGGCAGAGCUUCUUUAGAGUGAAAAUCGGAGCUUCAUCCCUGCAUUGUGUCAGCAAACACUCAGACCACGCCUGCUUCACCUGCACAGCUGAGGCCUUGAGAUCUGCAUCAGACAGAGGAUAGUGUGAGAAGUGAACAGACCUCGACACAAGCUGGUCCUCACUGGACCAGUGAAGCCCUUCCUACCUCGCCUCUUUAAAGCAAUGUUUUUGGGAGCUGGAGGCCAUCGCAGCAUCAGCAGAGUGUGUGUGGGGCCCCUCCUCUCCCUCUUCCCUAGCACCCCUCCUGACAUGGGAUGCCCACCUUCUUCCCCCCUGCCCUCCGCGCUGCCCUGAGCUCUCCCGGGGCAACAUGAACACCUACAGAGACAGAGGAGUCACUUGCACCUCCUUGGACCUCCUGGACGGGGGAGGAGGGCUGCCCCAUUCGGGCUCCCAGCAUACGCCAUUCCGUCACACCCCAAAUGGCCACCCAGCCCCUGCCCCAACAGAUCUCACCACCCAACCUCGCAUCUCAGUGCCCAAAAUGGGUGUACGGGCACGCAUCGCAGAGUGGCCCCCGCGUCGCGAGCAGUCCCGGGAGUCGCUGCUUGAAAAUGGGCAGAGCGGCAGCAAUCACCAUGGAGAUGACUGCUCCAGUUCCAUUUCCUCGUCUGUUUUGUCAUCGGACAUCGGUUUGGUGCGGGGAGGGGUGACCAGGUUGCCACGACGACGGUCCAAGGAUGUCGAGUUCCGUGGCGGAGGGUUCAUAGGCGAGAGAGGUUCGCCUUUCAGCCUACGAGUGUUCCCUCCGUUGCGCCAGCGCUCCAACAGCGAAGUAACACUGAGUGAACAGGAUGAGAAUGAGGUGGAGGGCCGCGGAGGUGGUGGGAUGGGGAACCUGUUCAGGGAGUACGGCAGCACCUCAUCCAUUGACGUCCAGGGGAUUCCUGAACAGAGCUUCUUUGACAUGCUGAGCCAGUUCAACCAGGAGAGACCUGACCAGCGCAGCUCCGCCCCCAUACGCCUCGGGGAGCUGCUGCGCGCCCCCGAGUCGCCGCCGAAUGCACCCCUCCCCUCUGGAUCUUCGCCUGUUCCCACGCCAGGCGGGGAGGACAGGGGGACGGGAAGGAGGGACGGAACGGAGAACCGAGUGAGAAAGAAAAGUGGCGGGACAGAGUCAUCGCUGGGAACCUCCUCUUUGUUCCGGAAGCUUCGAAGCUCAAGUAGAGGGGAGCUGGAUGGAGGGAAAGGGGAGAGUAAUGAGGAGGGGGGAGGGAGGAGUGCAGCAGACGCUUCCUAUAAGCCGUGGGUGUGCCCCAAGAGCUUGGUCCACUACGAUGCUCAGAGCAUUCUGUUCGACCUCCACGAGGCAGCGGCUCAGCGAGGAUAUGUCGCCCAGAGGAGGAACACCGCCACGGGGGCGUCGGCCGCUUCGGUGUCCCUGUCCGUCUCCAGGUCCUCAGCUGCAAGUGGGAUGGACCCAACUUACUCCAGCAUGGAGGACCUGACCCUGAGUCUCGACCCCAGCUCCGCAGCACCCUCAUUGGGCAUGGAGUCUCUGGAUGGGCCUCCUGGACCCCACAGCUCCAGCCCCCUGCUCCUCUGCUGUCCCCACUUCCUCAAUGAGACUGGUGGCCACGGGGAACGCAACAUCAGCUUCCUCAGCUCCUCGGCGGAGCGGGGAGGAGAGGGAGGAGAUGGAGCGCGGGGCUGGCUGAGGAGGAGUAACGCGAGUGUGUCAGUGCUGGAGGUACCUAUUGAGCAGCAGGUGACCCGACUGGACAGAUUGAAACUCUACAGCAUAGAGCAUGUUGACCUGGGGGCCAGGUACUACAGAGACUACUUCCAUGGGAGAGAGCACUCGAACUACUUUGGGACAGAUGACAAGCUGGGCCCGGUGGCUGUGAGCAUCCGCAGGGAGAAACUGGACGACACCAAAGAUCUGAAGGACCAGUACCAGUAUCGCCUCAUUGUCAGAACAAGCGAGCUGGUGACCCUGCGAGGCUCCAUUUUAGAGGAUGCAGUGGCGUCCACAGGGAGGCAUGGCACGGUGCGGGGUUUGCCCCUCAAAGAGGUCCUGGAGCAGGUCGUCCCUGAGCUCAACGUGUCCUGUCUGAGACUGGCUCUCAGCACGCCGAAGGUCACCGAGCAGCUCCUCAAGCUGGAUGAACAGGGGUUAAGUCAGAAGCACAAGGUGGGCGUUCUGCUGUGCCGUGCGGGCCAGAGCACAGAGGAGGAGAUGUACAACAACGAGGAGGCGUCGCCCGCCUUCUCUGCCUUCCUGGAGCUGCUGGGGGAGCAGGUGCUCCUCAAAGGGUUCACCAAGUACGCCGCCCAGCUCGACACCAAGACGGACUCUACGGGCACCCACUCCCUGUACACCACCUACCAGGGCUAUGAGAUCAUGUUCCAUGUGUCCACCAUGUUGCCGUACAUGCCCAACAACCCACAGCAGCUCUUGAGGAAGAGGCACAUAGGGAACGACAUUGUCACCAUCAUCUUCCAGGAGCCUGGAGCGCAGCCUUUCACCCCUCAGAAUAUUCGCUCACACUUCCAGCACGUCUUUGUGAUUGUCCGCGUGCACAAUCCCUGCUCUGAAAACACCUGUUACAGUGUUGCUGUGACACGAAUGAAGGACGUUCCCCCUUUCGGCCCACCUAUCCCCAGCGGUGUCACCUUCCGUGACCCGGAAACCUUUCGCAACUUCCUGCUGGCCAAAGUCAUCAACGCAGAGACCGCAGCACACAAGUCAGAGAAGUUCCACACCAUGGCGACACGGACGAGGCAGGAAUACCUGCGUGACCUCGCUGAAAACUGUGUCAGCAGCACGCCGCUCGACUCUGCAGGAAAACUCAACAACCUCAUCUCCCUCGCGUCGAAAAAACGUGAGCGCUCAAAGGCAAGAGAGGGAGCGGAGUUGGGAGCGGCGGGGGCCGUAGCCUGGAGGGUGCUGGCCCAGGACUUCAGCGGGGGUGGGGCAGAGAUCCCCUGUGCACUGGGUUUGUCAGCUGAAUACGUCGUCCUGAUAGACUGCUCCACCAAAGAGGUCGUGUUUAACUGUUUCUGUGCUGAUGUGAUCGGCUGGACGCCGGAGCGGCUGGCGCUGAAGAUCUUCUAUGGCAGAGGAGACCACAUCGCGGUGCAGGUGCCAGAGGGCUGCGCCCAGGACAUCAGGGAGGUGGUACAGAGGUUAAAGUCGCUGACAGUGGGCUGUGAGACGGUGGAUAUGACCCUGAGGAGGAACGGACUGGGACAGCUGGGCUUCCACGUUCGCCUGGAUGGCACCGUGGCUGAGGUGGAGGAGUACGGCUUUGCCUGGCAGGCAGGGCUGAGGCAGGGCAGCCGAUUGGUGGAGAUCUGCAAGGUUGCCGCGGUGACACUGACUCACGAGCAGAUGAUUGACCUGCUGAGGACGUCGGUCACGGUCAAAGUUGUCAUCAUUCCUCCGUACGAAGAGGGGGGCCCCCGCAGGGGCUGCACAGAGGAGUAUGAGAUGAAGACCAUGGAGCAGAAGCCGGAGCCGGAGCCUUUGGCAGCAGGCUACCGGCCCUCCCCUCGUCCCCCAGCCUGGCGAUGGGACAGCCCACCCAUCACUCCAGGGCUCCACGCUGCCCCCAACCCACAGCGCUGGACCCCCAUGGGCCCCCCGCUUCCUCCGCUGCCCCGCUCACACAAGGCACUGGUCCCUAUUCCCUACAGGGAGCCUCAGCACCUCAACUCCAAGAGGCCGGUGAGUUACCCAGAGAACCACUACAGCCUGUCUCCUGCAGGGGGCGACAGAGUGGUGCCCUACAGGAACCCCUCGGCCAGUUUCUCCUCCCCUUCCUCUGGCCUUGUGGGCCUGUCCACCAUGGGACCCCCUGGAAUCACACCGGGCCCUUUCGUACGCUACAAACCUUCACCUGAAAGGUAUGGGACAGCACCGCGCUCCCUGCUGCCCUUCGAGCCCCAUCUCACUCUGGACAUCACCUCCAGCGGAGAGUCUUCCUCUGGCUUCACCAGCCAGGACAGCACCAUGGAGCGCUGCAAAACAGAACCGCUGUGGCAUGUCCCAGUGUCGUCGUCUCGGGGGAUGGGUGGAGGAGGGGGGCAGAGGAGGCCAACCAGACAGGACGUCCCAGGGAAGGACUCUCCAAACCGACACUCAAAGGGUGAGACUCAGUACUCCAGCCACUCCAGCAGCAACACGCUGUCCAGCAAUGCCUCCAGCAGCCACAGUGAUGAGCGCUGGUUUGAUGGAGCACCUGGAGGAGAGAGAGGAGGCGGCGGUGGCAGCGGCGGUUGCCUUGGCGACCCGGUCGACCCCGACCAUGACUUUCUCAACAAGGGGGGUUCCAGCGACAGCGGCAUCGACGCCCCGACCCACUACAACCACACUCGCCAUGGAAACGUGUCCAACAGUCAGCCCCACAAGCCCAUGCACUCCUCUGCGACUUACAGCGGCCUGCAGGAACUGACGGUGGGAAGGAGCGGCAGCGGAGAAGCAAGGAGACGAGAGUCGUCACCCGUAAUACCGGCGUCAGCCAAUCAGAACAAAGGAUACAGGACCAAGACAUUCCCGCCCCCCGGCUCCAGCGCUGAGAAAACAGACGUUUUCAAACCCAGGGCCUGCUACACACCGCAGGGUUACAAGACUCCCACUGCAGAGAAAGCCCGGCCUGUCCGGGCCUCCACAACCACACCCACCUCAGCUCAGCAAGGCUCCGCCCCUCUGUCCAGCUCCGCCCCCAAGGCCUUUUACGGAAAGAGCAGACAGGCUGUGUGGCAACCGGAAGACAACAGCCCAUCACCCUCAAACACAACCACAAUAUCCAGCUCUGACAGCAGCAGCAGCAGCAAGAAGCAGGUCGACGUGAACUGUAAGAAUGUGUUUGGACAGCCUCGGCUCCGAGCCUCGCUGAGGGACCUGCGCUCCCCACGACGGACGUACAAGAGCACAAUUGAAGACGACCUAAAGAAGCUUAUUAUCAUGGACAACCCCGGAGAGACACCGCCGAGAGAUCCAUCUCCCAGACGCACCUUGCAGCGAACCUUCUCAGAUGAGUCACUGUGCAGCGGGCGCAGAGAUGCCAGCUUUGCCAACUCUGAGAAUCCGACCACCCCCACUGACCUGCUGUUCACCUGCACGCUGCCCACACGCAGACACGCCGUCUCUGCCAACCACUCCAGCCACAUGCAGGGCAAGAAGGUCCCUCUGUCUGCGUCUGAGCUGUCCCUUACAGAGGUGAGGGACAAGGUUCCCCCCCUGAGGAGGCUGGACCCCGGGCUGAUGCCCCUCCCUGACACCGCCUGUGGACUGGAGUGGUCCAGUCUGGUCAACGCCGCUAAAGCCUACGAAGUGCAAAGAGCAGUGUCCCUGUUCUCACUGACGGAGCCUCAGGGUGGCAGUCCAGACAUGAGGCCGGUCAUCAGUCCAGUCCACUUCCACACUCCUCAGACGCCGCGCACCACGCCCACCUUCAGCGGUGAUGAAGUGCCCAACGAUCUGUCAGGAAGACUCCACCACCUGGAGGUGAUGCUGAAACAGCUGAACAAUGAUCUGGAGAAAGAGAAGAAGGACAAGGUUGUGCUGCUGGCAGAGAUGGCCAACCUGCGAGAGAACAACCAGCGGCUGCAGGAGGAAAGCCAGUCGGCCAGCGAGCAGCUCCGCAAGUUCAGCAUGCUGUUCAACAACACCCAGCCGGAGAGGAAGUGACCCGGCAGCUCUCCCCGCAGCACAGGGCGCUGCUUCAAAGAGGGAGCGGCGGCCACCCGCUCAGCAGGGUGCCGCGCAGGCCAGAGGAGGAUCGCAGCGGGCACAGAAGAGAGAAAUCGCCUUUUCACUCUGCCCCCUCAAUACCCACGAUUCCUUGCACACACAGGGCCAGCAGAGACCCCCCCCCCCCCCCACAGAUGUUGCCUCACUCAGCUUCCCCUGGACUGCCUUAAACCGGAGAGAGCCACAGACAGAUGAGCUUAUUUUUGAAAUGCAGAGUUCAGCGCUCCCAACAAGUGUCUCCUCGCCCCGCCCUCCUCUGCCCUCAGCCUGUGCGCCCCGCAGAGCGGCGUCCCGCCACCUCUUGCUCUCUGAGCCGACCCGUCGUCUUAUUUUUCUAAACCCAAGUCUUACGCUACUAUGCCAGAAGAAGCUAGUAGGAGAGGAGAUUCUGACUGUAGUAGAAAACACUACUUCACCUGGAGAGGCCUAAUACUGUUCCCAAGCGAAUCAGCCAAAAAAAAUAAAUAAAUAAAAAUAAAAACUAAAGACUGCAUCUCCCAGAGUGCACUAGAAGUAAAGGAUUUUCAACUUCUAAAGACAUGGUACUGUAGUCAUAUGCCUGUGUGGUACAAUUCUCAUAUAUCAAUAUUAUCUAUAUUGUACUGAUAUUCUAUAACAGUUGUACUAAAGAGGUGUGUGUGUGUAUGUGUGUGUGUAAAAGUUGGAGGUGAAGGGUACAGCAAACACUCUGAGGCAACUUAUUACACAACACAGUGUGUGCAGGACAGGAUGUGUUUUAUUACCCUUUGUGUGUGUGUGUGUGUGUGUGU